Copidosoma floridanum is the source of this 1472-nucleotide messenger RNA. Its product is annotated as lymphokine-activated killer T-cell-originated protein kinase. Gene Ontology annotation, molecular function: protein kinase activity; ATP binding. The record is from RefSeq and is a predicted model, not a curated record. Lineage: Eukaryota; Metazoa; Arthropoda; Insecta; Hymenoptera; Encyrtidae. Gene Ontology annotation, biological process: necroptotic signaling pathway; protein phosphorylation.
UUGUGCUGUUUGUGGCAAGUAUACAACUCAUCUUUUACCCGAAAAAGCAUAUACUACUGGAGUGAGCAUGCAGGCGGCUGAAGGCUUGACAGGAAUGCGGGGCCGUACCAUGUAACUAUUUUUCUGUACGUCAGUCUAUGUUAUAACAUAUGCCCGCGAAGUGAAAAAAAGUUAUAUAUGGUACGGAUACGGAUCCCGAGUGUAUAUAUACAGGCAGCAGUUGUUUAUGUCCUAAAGGUAUAAAAACAACGUUUGCGGAGCAUUUGCAAUGUUGGCAGCACUUACCUUACCACUUAAAUGGUAACAAUUGUUUGGAGUUCAAAAAUUUUUUCAAAACAAAACUUACAAAACAGUUUCAAACGGUUCUCUGCACAUAAACGUGAAAGAGUAGUUGCUUUUUUUUAAAUGCUGAGAGUGUGGACAAUCGUGUAAAAAUGGAAGACUUCAAGACUCCAACAGCCAAAAGAUUCAGGAGCAGAGUGACGGACAAUCCAGAUUUCCAAACUCCUAUAAAAAUUCCGCCUUCGCCUUUUCUCAAACAAAUAGGUUACGGAUGCGGAAUAAAUGUGUUCACACUGGAAAGGUCUCCCAGAGUUGGGUUCGCUAGGUCUCCCUGGGCCAUCAAGAAGAGAAACAAAAAUGUUGUCAAGGACGCAAAGUACACAGCCAGGCUACAGGCUGAAGCUAGCAUACUCAAAAAGUUGAAUCACCCGAAUAUUGUGGGAUUCAGAGGCCUUACUCACGAAGCCAGCGGUGAACCUUGCCUUGUCAUGGAAAAGCUAGAUAUUUCAUUAGGAGAUCUGAUUGAGGAAAAAGUUGAAGGAGGAGAGAUGCAGUUUUCAGCUAAUGAAAUAUUAAAAAUUGGCUUUGAAAUAGCAAAAGGCUUGGAGUAUCUGCAUCACUCAGCUUAUAUACUUCAUGGUGACAUGAAAAGCUUUAACAUUCUUCUCUCUAGGAAUUACAGUAUUGUCAAAAUCUGUGACUUUGGUGUUUCCAUGCCAUUGACAGAAAACCUUGAAGUUGACAUGACAAAAAAGUGUGAAUAUGUUGGCACUCCAUGUUGGACAGCUCCAGAAGUUCUCAAUGUUGAUGGACCUAUUAGCAACAAGGCAGAUAUAUGGUCUUAUGGCCUGGUGCUGUGGGAAAUGAUAGCAUUAUCACCACCACACAUUGGCACUCCAGAAGAUGAUCUCAUGAAUAUGACUGAUGAUUCAAUACUUGAAUGUAAAAACUUGAACACCACCCAAGAAACUGAUAUUGAAUAUGACAGUUUUAUUCAAAGCUUAGACGAUCCUGAUGAUAGCAAAUAUGGAACGAGACCACCCUUGCCUGCUAUCGAUCUUUCAGAGUAUGGGAAAGUGUUGGAAAUAUUUUUUGCUUGUACUGAUGAAGAUUUUAAGACGAGACCAAGUGCAAAAGGUGUUGUUAUGUUUUUUAAUAAUUAUGUAAAUAUUUCAUCUAAAAAAUCGUGA